GCCAGAGCGAAACACAAGCGCCUCCUUGUUCACAUAGUUACAAGUGAGCGCUUUAAGCAAUCCAAGUUAGUAUGUAGUAACAAAUCCAACUUUUACUCUCACUCUCCAGUGAUAUGACAGAUUAACUCAACAUGUCAAUGAAGAGCCUGAAGUCCUCAAAGUUCACCUUCCAGUCAUCAGUGCACAGUUCCCAUGUUCUCCAAUGUCUGAACGAGCAGAGGAAGAAAGAUCUUCUUUGCGAUGUGACAGUUGUGGCGGAGAACCAGAGUUUCCGGGCCCACUGUGCAGUUCUGGCCUCCUGCAGUGUUUUUUUUAGUGCUCGGGUGUCCAAUCAUACAACACCUCAAGGCCUUGUCAUCAACCUCCCUGAUGAGGUGACUGCAGAGGGAUUUGAACCCUUAUUGGAGUUUGCCUACACCUCAAAACUCAUCUUUACCAAAGAGAACGUGUUGGAAAUUCGUAACUGUGCUUCUGUCCUUGGCUUCAAGAACUUGGACAAAGCCUGCUUUGACUUCCUUCUCCCCAAGUUUUUUGACAGCAGCAGAAGUGCUUCAACAGUCCAGAGGAAGCAAUGCUGCAAGACCAAAUGCUGUAGAUCACGAGACACUGAGUUGAACCUGAUUAACAAAGAGGACGUCAAUGAUAAAGGCAAAUCUUUACUUCAACCCUCACAGUUUCAGUUCAAAGAAAAGGAACCAUCUUGCCCUCCCUCUGUGCCCAUUGAGGAUGCACCAGGAAGCUGUCACAAUGUUCAAAGCGAGAAUAACAUAGACUACUCCCUCCUAUGCCCAAAGUACCGGAAGUUUCAAAUAGCUUGUGGGAAGGAGCGAUCCUGUCUGGAUGUCUGUGGCUUGGAAACGGCCCCUGUUUCCCUUGAGAAGACAGAUGAUAACUGUCCCCUAGCCUGCUUUCCCUGCUCAAGCAAUGAAUACAUCAAGGAGAUCUCAAAAUGCAGUAAAACAUCUCUCAAUGAAGAUGAAGAUUCGCAAUUGUCAAAAUGUUGUGCUCCAUCUAUUUGUGGCCCUUGCAGUCCUUGCAUGGGCCAGCCAUUAUUACAAGGCUGUAGCGAGUCAACACAGUCCAUUUGUGUCUCAGAAGUCUCGGCUAAACAGGAAAUGCCCUUUUGCUCAGAAAUGAAUGAUGCAGAAAGCACUGUUAGGUGUAAAAGUGACAUAGAGACUUGCUCUCCUGACCAAAGCAACACCCUGAGAAGUAGAGAGGAAAUAGAGGUGGCCAGACAGCUCAUGUUCUGGCCAGAUUCUUGUCCCACCCAGGGAUCUCCAUCUGGCUUUGGCUUGGUGGGGAAACCCUCAAACUUCAAGUGUCUGAAGAGCUGGCACCUGGAUCCCAACGCUGUGGAGUGUCCCUUCCUGCAGGAUUUUGGUGCAGUGGGUGCUCAACUACACGAUGGGGAGGGCGGAUCUAUGUCACAGGGGAGUCCAUACGUACCGUCCAACCAAUCAGGGGAGGACUCUGAUAGUUUUGACACAGAGGGGGACAGUGAGUCUUACAGCAGUGAACGAGUAUGUGAGAUUGGGCUGCCGCUCUCUGUGCAGCAGAUCGUGUCUUUAAGCAGGAAUGACUUCCAGCAGAUGCUGAAGCAACAGUGCUUGACUCGGGAGCAACUCGAGGUCGUGCAUGACAUUCGCAGACGAAGCAAGAACCGUAUUGCAGCUCGACGCUGCCGCAAGCGGAAACUUGACUGCAUCCAUAACUUGGAGUGUGAAAUCGAGAAACUGAGGAGCGAACGAGAGAAGCUGACAGCUGAGAGGAUGCAAUUGAAUCAGAUGAAGGGGAAGGUCUGGCAGAGUUACUCAGGCUUGUAUGAGAGGGUCUGUGCUGAAGCCGCACUUAGACCAGAACAGCUUCAGGGCACUAAUGAAGAAAAUAUCAUGCAGUUGGUCUGCUGUAAAAAGACAAGUGAUGCUUUGCGCCAGGAUUGUGGUCAUGCAGCGAAUCAUAAGACAUCAAAAACAUCACCUCAGCAAUGAGUUUCACACUCAUAAUUCUGGCCAUGUUGUAUCAGUGAGUCCACAAAAAUCAGCAUUAUUUACCUGGUUUACUGAAGCUGAUCCUGAAAUACAGUGGCAAGAAAAGGUAUGUGAACCCUUUAGAAUUACCUGGAUUUCUGCAUUAACUAAUUAAUUAGAAUUAUAUUUAUUUAUCACACAUUAUACAUUUCCACAUAUACAGUGAAAUUCUUUUUUUUCACAUAUCCCAGCUAAGCUGGGGUCAGAGUGCAGGGUCAACCAUGAUACAGUGCCCCUGGAGCAGAUAGGGUCAAGGGCCUUGCUCAAGGGCCCAACGGUGGCAUCUUGGCCAUGCUGGGGCUUGAACCCCCGACCUUCUGAGCAGUAACCCAGAGCCUUAACCACUGAGCCACCACUGCCCCCAUGUUGCAGAUGCAAUGCAAUGCAAUGCAAUGCAAUGCAAAUCCUUUGGAAUUAUCUGGUUUUCUGCAUUAAUUGGUCAUAAAAUAUGAUCUAAUCUUUAGCUCAGCCAUAUUCUUAGGAUGUCUGGUGUGAAUGGCUCUCUUGAGGUCAUUCCACAGCAUCUCUAUUGGGUUAACGUCUGGGCUUUUACUGGGCCACUCCAAAGGUGGAUUUUCUUUUUUUAAGCCAUUCUGUAGUAACUGGUCAUAAAAUGUGAUCUCAUCUUCAUCAAAGUCACAAGUAUAGACAAACACAACGUGUUUAAGCUAACAACACACAAACAAUUAUAAUCUUUCAUGUCCUUACUGAACACAUCCCAUUAAACAUUCACAGUGCUGUGGAAAAAGUAAGCAAACCCUUGGAUUUAAUAACUGGUCGAUCCACCUUUGGCAGCAAUAAACUCAACCAAGCGUUUCUGGUAACUGCAGAUUAGACCUGCACAACAUUCAGAAGGAAUUUUGGACCAUUCUUUCUUACAGAACUGUUUCAGUUCAGCCAUAUUCUCAGGAGCUCUGAUGUGAACGGCUCUCUUGAGGUCAUUCCACAGCAUCUCUAUUGGGUUAAGGUCUGGGCUCUGACUGGGCCACUCCAAAAGGUGGAUUUUCUUUUUCUGAAGCCAUUCUGUAGUGGAUUUACUUUGAUAUUUAGGGUCAUUGUCCUGCUGCAUCACCCAACUUCUACUGACACACAGCCACCCUGAAAUUAUCCUGUAGGAUAUCUUGAUAAACUUAAGAAUGAAUUUUUCCCUCGAUGAUAACAAGCGGUCCAGACCCCGAAACAGCAAAGUAGCCCCAAAUCAUGAUGCUCCCUCCAAUGUACUUCACCGUUGGGAUGAUGUUUUCAUGUUGGCAUGCGGUGCCCUUUUUACGACAUACGUAGUGCUGCGUGUUCUUCCCAAACAAUUCGACCUUAGUUUCAUCAGUCCACAAAACAGUUUCCCAGUAGUGUUUUGGAGGGUCACGGUGGUCUUUGGCAAACUUCAGGGACGCAGUAAUGUUUUUGUUGGAAAGCAGCAGCUUCCUUUGUGGUCUACUGCCAUGGACACCAUGCCUGUUUAAUGAUUUCCGUAUAGUGGACUCAUAAACAGAGAUGUUAACCAGUUCCAAUGAUUCCUUCAAGUCUUUAGCUGUCACUCUAGGGUUCUUUUUUACCUCAUUGAGCAUUCUGUGGUGUGCCCAUUGAGUCAUCUUGGCUAAACGGCCACUUCUAGGGAGAGUAGCCACAGUACAACAUCUAUAGACAAUUAAAUUUAUAGACAAUUUGUCUAACUGUGGACAGAUGAAUAUCUAAGCUUUUCGAGAUAACUUUGUAACCCUUUCCAGCUUUAUGCAAAGCAACAGUUCUUGAUAGUAGGUCUUCUGAGAUCUCUUUUUUACGAGGCAUGAUCCACGUCAGCAGAUGCUUCUUGUGAAUAGGAAACUCAAAAUGUUUGAGUGCUUUUUAUAAGUCAAAGUAGCUCUAACCCACACCUCCAAUCUCAUUUAAUUAAUUGGAUGCCAGGUUUGCCAACUCCUGACUCUAAUUAGGUUUUGUUGACGUCAUUAGCCUAUGGGUUCACAUACCUUUUCCAGCCUGCACUUUGAAUGUUUGAACGAUGUAUUCAAUAUGUACAAGAACAAUACAAUAAUUUAUGUGUUAUUAGUUAAAACAUAUUGUGUUUGUUCAUUAUUGUAACUUGGAUAAAGAUCAAACCAGAUUUAAAGACAAAUUCCAAAGGGUUCACAUAUGUUUUUUUUGCCACUGUACCUAUUUUUAGCUCGCUUAUAAUUCUUCAUCACCCCCACCAGGAUGCUGCAUAUCUAGGUUAGUUAGAUAACAACACACUAUUUGUUUUCAUUCACUAGAUCUCUAUAUACCCAUCAAUUUCUAGCUCUCCUUUUUCACUUGACCUCAGGUCAUCAACAAAGAUCAGAGACACAGAGGCAAUCUGAAAAGGUCUGAAUAUGCAAAAGAUGACCAUGCAGAAGAAAUUAACUGGUCAAAUUAAUCAGAAGUACCACAGUAAUGCUAAAAUACUUCUAAAAAUAUGGACAAAUGUAUAUAAACGAAUAGUUCAACCAUAAAUUAAAAUUCUGUCAUCAUUUACUUAUCCUCAUGUUGUACCAAGCCUGUAUGUCUUUCAUUUUCCAUAGAACAGAAUAGAUUAUGUUUUUCAGAAUUUAUAAGCUGUUCAUUACCAUACAAAACAAUUAGAGCUGUCAAGUUCCAGAAAAGAAAAAAAAGCACAUAAAAGUAUCAUAAAAGUAGUCCUUAGGUUAUACGGCUCAUUUUCUAUAUUCCAAGUCGUAUGAUAGUUUUGUGUGAGGAACAGACUGAAAAUCUUACCCUCCGCCGUAACUCUCAAAUCUCAUUCAUGCUUGUGCACAUUCAAACUUGGUACAGUACAUUGCAAUCGGUCACCAGACAUGCAAGAACUAAUGAUAUUUCACACUGACAUGAAACCUAACACAAUGCAUCUCGAGGUGGCAAUUUUGAAUAUGUGCAAGUACAAAUGAAAUAUGAGAGCUUCGGCGGAGGGGAAGAGUUUCAGCGAAUAUCAAAUUAAAUUGCAGCCUAUUCCUCACACAAUGCUUCAGAAGAUUUGUAAUAAGCACAAGUUUUAUGGACUAAUUUUAUGGUGCUUUUUAAAGCUUGAGAGCCCCUGGUCAUUGUGUCUUUUUUUGUAUGAAAAAGAUAUCAAUCCUUUUGUGUUCCACAGAAGAAAAAACAUCAUACAGGUUUGGAACAACAUGAGAAUUUUUAUUUUUAAUAAAAAGUUAACAAACAAGAACGAGACAUAAUUUUGCUUCUAAACUAAUUGCCUCUCAUUUACACAGAGUGUCUUGAUGUCCCAUAAGUCAUCGCUAUUAACACUGCUGUCUCACCUAGCACAUGGACUUGCAUUGCACAAAGGUGACUGUUAUUUGGCAUAAGAGGACAGUCAUUAGCUGUAAUGGAGUACUUGGCCUUGUGUAUGUGUACUCCUAUGGUUUAAUGUGCAUUUGAGAGUCCUCUUGAGAGUGCUAGAGCGACAUGGCCUGCACCUGUACCUCUUUUUCAUACCACAGACAGAAUCGUUUUAUCACAGCCAAAUGGUUUGGUGUGUGCCAGGUUUAGAACAACAUGAGAGUGAGAAGAUGACAGAAUUUUCAUUUUUGGGUGAAGUAUUUCCUUAAAGGGAUAGUUCACACAAAAAUAAAAAUAAUUUCAUAAUUUACUCACCCUCAAGCCAUCCCAGAUGUGUAUGACUUACUUUCUCCUACUGCACACAAACAAUGAUUUUUCAAGAAUAUUUUCAAGAAUAUUUCAGCCCUGGAGAUCCUCACAAUGCAAGGGAAUUGUGGCUAGAACUUUGAAGGUCCAAAAAGCAUAUAAAGCAGCAUAAAUGUAGUCCAUAAGACUCCAGUGGAUAAAUCCAUAUCUUCAGAAGUGAUAUGAUAGGUGUGGGUGAGAAACAGAUCAAUAUUUAAGUCCUUUUUUACAAUCAGUCUCCACUUUCUCACAUUCUACUUUUGUUUUUGGCGAUUCACAUUCUUCGUGCAUAUCACCACCUACUGGGCCGGGAAAGAGAAUUUAUAAUUAUGUUAUAAAAAAAUGUUGAUCUUUUUCUCACCCACAAUAAUUAAUUUCAUACAAGUUAGAAUUCCAAAUAAACAUAUCAGCUAUGUACUUCAUACAAGUAAAAUUGAUAAUACUGAUAUCAAUGAUUACAUUGUAAUGUAGUGAAAAUGUCUAUUCCUGAUAUCAACUAUUUAAUUACAACUAGUAAAAAUGCUACUUUUUGAUACCUGUAAAUUAAUUUUAAUAUGUUAAAUUCAGUAUUUCAAAUAUCUGGAAAUGAAUUUCAGAAAGCAUAAAAUUAUAAUUAUAAUUAAAGAUAUCGUAAAAGGUGUUCUUACUAGUUACAAUGACAUUAGGUAUUUGAAAUUAACACUGCAACUAGUGAAAAUGUUCAAAAAUGUGCAUUUUUACCUGUCAAUAAAGUAACACGGGUGAGAGUGAAAAUACCAGAUUUUAUCAGUACUUUCCUUCUUUAACACAAAAGCUUUCAAAAGGAAUUUAAGUUGUUUGUGAAUGUUAGUUCAAAGUGCGAUUCUCAAUGGCGCCAUACCAUUGCUGAAGAAACAAAGAGAAUAAUUGUUUAAAAGCACUUUCCUUGUCCCAAAUGGCAUCCAUUACCAUUAAAACACAAGCCUACCUGACUGAUCAGUCAUUAUCGUAGAAGUGACACCAUACUCUGUUCUGACAGAUAGAUAGCCUUUGUUCUCAUGAGACGCUCUGAUUAGUCAUUGCAGAGGCACUUAGUAGAGAAGCAGAACUUUGGAUCAGAUCUGCAGGGGUUUCUUUAUUAAAGCUGACUGCAGAUUGAUAUCAGGAAAAACAUCAAUCUGACCCUCGGCUAUUACUGAGAUGUUGUUUAACUGUAAUUUGUUGCAAUAAAAACUAAUCUGACUCGGAUUUAGGAGGUUAUCAUACGUUUAAUCUAAAUCUAGCAUAUUAAAUAUUCAUGAGUUUAAGGUGAUUCUCUUCACAUUUAUGCAUGACCAUUUUAAAAUCGAGUAGGUUUUAAUUUGGGGGGAGAAAACAUUUCAAUAUACAUGAUAAUAGCCCUUGCUUUUAAAGCAAGGACUCCAUGAAAGUCGUUUUCAAUGACUCUCACAUGUGCUCAGAGAAGUCUGAGGGCUUUGAAUCUGACUGCCAGUCCUGAAUGGCCUGCAGCAGUCCUUAUCUUCUUCUGUGUGAAUGGCUCUUGGUCUCUCUAAAGUCCUAUAAUUUUGCCUCAGGCAAAAACUGAGCUAGAAAUUGCAUGGUGUUUGUGGUCUGAAGGGGUAGACUUAUAUAUUUAAUCUGAUUUACAGUAUGUAUGCUUGAAAAGGGAUGCCAACAUGCCCAGAUGGCCCACAUAUACAUAUUUGAGGAUAUAACAAUUUUGGACGACCAUGCAAAAAAACAAACAAAAAUCUUUUAGAUUUUCUGACAUGCAUUAAGAUUAUACCAUGUCUGAUGUAUUAUUGAACAAAAGGCAUUGUUCUUGCAUUGUUAGGUUAAAAAUGGAAAAAGUAAUGCUGAAAUAGUCUUGCUCUACAUUCUCUUGUGGAACAGUUGCUGAGGGGUGACUUAAAGGUGAAGUUUGUAAUUUUUUUUAAGUUAAAAUACUUUCUCGUAUCCCUAAGUAUGCCAUUCAUAGGUUGAUUUCACUGAAAAGUGUAAACAAUGUGGCUCUGUGGCACUUUCAAAAAGUUGUGCUGUUUGUUUGAGCAUCCCGUCCAUCCAGAUGCAGCAACAUAAGCUCAAAAAAUGGAAUGAGUUUAGGGUGGACCCGUUUUACCUGACCAAUGGCAGCCGAGGGGAGUGUUUUGUAGAGAGCUCCUUAGAGGUCAGGGAGGGAGCUUGUUUUCUGAAAUAGUUUUGUGUUCCUUUGCAAUAGCUUUAUUCAUCCCUUAUGAAAAUAAACAUGAAUUUACUACAGUACUAUAGUUCAACUAUUAUAUUUGUUCUAAAAACAGAGCCACAAAAUGUACCAUGGUUUUACUACAGUAACCAUAUUUUAACCAUGAUAUUCAUAGUAAAAGCAUAGUAAUAAUAAUAAUAAUAAUAAAAAAAAAACUUUGGUAAUAAAAAUCAUUAAUAAUCAUUCUAGCAAAAAAAAUAAUAAAAAAUUUAUAAAAAUAAAAUAAAAAAUAAGAGUUUAUUACAGUUUUACUAUACUAACAUCAUGGUAUUUAAAACCACAUUUAAAAAAAAAAAAAAAAAAAGAAAAACUUUUUGUGUGUGUGUGGUAAGAACUAUAGUUACUGUAGUAAAACCAUGGUAAAUUUUGCAUAACUAUCGUUUUACUAGAAAUACCGUAGUUCUACUAUGGUUACUAUAGUAAAACCAUGGUUAAUUUUUUAUAAGGGAUGGAUAAAGCUGUUGCGAUGUAGUCCAAAAUAACCUUUGGGAGGGAAUGAAAAAAUUAGAGAAAGCAAAACUAUUUCAGAAUAUAAAUUAUCUCCCUGUUUUUAAAGGGGCUCUGUAGUUUUGAAAACCACUUAGCAAACAGCUACUUUUGCAAUUCCAUUAAGUGCCACUAGAGGCACAGAGAUUACACAUUUCAAUU
Myxocyprinus asiaticus (Chinese sucker) is the source of this 8511-nucleotide messenger RNA. RefSeq names its product transcription regulator protein BACH2-like. The record is from RefSeq and is a predicted model, not a curated record. The transcript has 7 exons. Gene Ontology annotation, molecular function: RNA polymerase II cis-regulatory region sequence-specific DNA binding; DNA-binding transcription factor activity, RNA polymerase II-specific; protein binding. Gene Ontology annotation, biological process: regulation of transcription by RNA polymerase II. The coding region runs from base 132 to 1991 and encodes 619 amino acids. Lineage: Eukaryota; Metazoa; Chordata; Actinopteri; Cypriniformes; Catostomidae.